GAUUGUCAGUGUCACACUACCAAUAUUUACUGAUGAAAAGAGACCAUCCUAAUUCUUCCGAGAGAACGUCUAUAAGCAAGACACAGAUUAAUCACACCAAGACUGCACCAAGACUGAAAAUCAAGCCUGAAGAUGUUUUCCAAUAUGCUAACAGGUUGGGAAAGAAUUGGGUUUGGCUCUAUGACAAUAGCACUCGCUGUUCUAUGUUUUUCCUUUCUGAUAUUACUUCGGAGGAAAAAGAGCAAACUUCCUCCGGGUCCUAAAGCCUUGCCCUUCCUGGGCAAUCUACAUCAGCUGGAUUCCAAAGAUGUGAUCAAAUCUCUAAGAGAGCUGAGCCACAGAUAUGGUCCAGUCUUCACCAUCUACCUUGGACCACAACCCAAUGUUGUCCUCUAUGGAUACAAGGCAGUCAAGGAAGCUUUGGUGGAACAGGCUGACAAUUUUAGUGGCAGAGGAGAGUUUCCUGCAUUUCAAAGAUUCACUCGAGGAAAUGGAAUGGCAUUUUCCAAUGGGGAGAAGUGGAAGGACCUCAGGCGUUUUGCAUUGGCAACCCUGCGAAAUUUUGGAAUGGGGAGGAGCAGCAUAGAGGAAAGAAUUCAAGAGGAGGCACAAUACACGUUGGAAGUGUUCAGAAACACAAAGCAAAAGCCUUUUGAUCCAACUUUCUCCUUGAGUCAAGCCGUCUCCAAUGUCAUCUGCUCAAUCGUCUUUGGUAAUCGGUUUGAGUAUGACAACAAGAAAUUUGUGUCACUUCUUCAACAUAUCAGUGACAUUUUUCAUAUUUUAAGCUCUGGCUGGGGAAAGCUGUAUAACAUAUAUCCUGGGAUCAUGGAUUACUUGCCAGGACCUCAUCAACGCAUUUUCAAAAAUUUUCAAAGCAUGAAAGAUUUUGUGCUGGAGAUUGUGAGGGACCAUGAAAAAACAUUUCAGGCUGAAAAUCCACGUGAUUUCAUAGACUGUUUCCUUAUCAAGAUGCAAAAGGAAGAAGGAAAACCUAUAAGCUACUUCAACAUGGAGUCCCUUGUGAUGACAACUCUUAAUGUGUUCUUUGGAGGAACGGAAACUGUUAGUACUACUUUAAGAUAUGGGAUCCUUAUUCUAAUGAAAUACCCAGAUAUAACAGAGAAAGUACACCAAGAAAUAGACAAAGUGAUUGGAAGAAACCGAUGCCCAACAGGGGAAGAUAGGACCAAGAUGCCAUACACUGAUGCUGUGAUCCAUGAGAUACAACGUUUUACCAGUAUAAUUCCACUGAAUGUACCCCAUUGUGUCAUACGGGAUACCCAGUUCAGAGGCUAUCAUCUGCCUAAGGGCACAAACGUGACCCCAGUCCUUGCCUCCGUCCACAACGAUCCUGAGAAAUUCAAGGAACCCGAAGCAUUCAACCCAGAAAAUUUCUUGGAUGAGAAUAAUCGGUUCAAGAAUAAUGAUGCUUUUAUGCCUUUCUCUUUAGGUAAACGCAUCUGUCCAGGGGAAGGUUUAGCCCGCAUGGAAAUUUUCAUAUUUUUUACUACUUUCCUGCAAAAUUUUGAGUUCAAACCCACAGUACAUCCUGAAGAGAUCGACCUCACCCCAUCACUCAGCGGUGUUGGCAAUGUACCCGUAGAUUACCAGCUAAUUGCUGUGCCUCGUUAGUAUACUGAGAAGUAUGGUAAUUCCUGGUGCUUUAUGUACAUUUAAAAUUAAUUCUGUGCCAGACACUAGAGGGCAGCAUUGUAAUGUGUAUUAGUAGGUAACGAGCAACUCGGAAACCUGUAUUAUACUGAAAUGUAAAAACUUUCAACAUAGUAAACACAAAAUAAAGUAAAAUAUAAUAAAGGUAAUGCAAGAUUAGGUCAGAACAGCCUGUUCAUUACAACCUUAAAAGGGUUGUCCCCUUCUUCCCCUACUCAGCCUCCCUGAUAUGAGCAUCAGAGCAUUUCAGGCUCCAAUGUUCUCCGUUGCCCUGUGCUGUAUCGUGCAGGGCAAUGGCAUUUUUUGUACCGGGCUCUCCAAGGGGAAAGCUAGGUGGAGGCUUCCGCCUAGCAGUGAGCCCUGUGACUACAGCGGCACUAAUGAGCGCUCUUUAGCGCUACCCUUAUCUGUAAAAUGGCUAGGGCAGUGCUACCCCCCCCAUCAGAGUCGGUGACAUCACCAGGAACACUGCUAGGUGGAAGCCCCCACCUAGCAGUGUAAUAAUAUAAACAAAAAAGAAACUUGCCCUGUGCCAUACAGCGCAGGGCAAGGAUGAGCAUCGGAGCAUGAAAUGCUCUGAUGCUCAUGUCAGGGUGGCAGGAGGGGUGAAAUUGGCGAUAUAUCUGGGUUCAGCUAUAAACUCGGAAAACCCCUUUAAGGGUACUCCCACACAGGGUGGAUACACUGUAGGACUUUCAACCAUGGAAUUGCCGACAAAAAAUAAGUGAAUGAGAUUUUUAUAAAUUUUAUCAUCAAUUCACUGCUGCAUAAAAAAGCCAUAGUGGAUUUUACUUGUGUUGUGGAUCACAGAAUGUCAGU
Bufo bufo (common toad) is the source of this 2493-nucleotide messenger RNA. RefSeq names its product cytochrome P450 2F2-like. The coding region runs from base 133 to 1635 and encodes 500 amino acids. The transcript is spliced from 10 exons. NCBI's taxonomy places the organism in Eukaryota, Metazoa, Chordata, Amphibia, Anura, Bufonidae. The record is from RefSeq and is a predicted model, not a curated record. Gene Ontology annotation, molecular function: oxygen binding; oxidoreductase activity, acting on paired donors, with incorporation or reduction of molecular oxygen, reduced flavin or flavoprotein as one donor, and incorporation of one atom of oxygen; heme binding. Gene Ontology annotation, cellular component: intracellular membrane-bounded organelle; cytoplasm. Gene Ontology annotation, biological process: xenobiotic metabolic process.